CUUUACAGUUUUUUUUAUUUAUUCAGUUUUGUUUCCGUAGCGGCAGAUGAGAGUUUUGUGGCCGUACGCCGUGAAUUUAAAGCUUCAUAUGAAGUGAAAUUGCCGCUAUUAUGUAGAUUUCCUUUAAAAUCAAUCCCUGUGGCCGGUAAUUGUGUUGUUACAAAAUGUCUACUGUUCUUCUCGCGGUCGUUGCGGUCAUAUUGUGUGUGCUUUUCCGAAUACUGAAUGUGAACAGCCAACCUCACAAGCCUGUGAUAUAUGGCAGGGAUAGAAAUUUCAUAGAAAAUAUCCUCUUUAUUGCUCCGUUUCUCAAUGAACCAUACAUACCAACACGAUUAUGGGGUUUCAGCGGCCAUGUACAGACAAUACUUCACAGCCUCAUUGGACGCGUCCGGUGCCCCUGGCCUAUCGGCGGCCGCAUAUCCCUAAUCUUACCAGACAAAUCAACGCUCACCUAUGACUUGUAUGAACCUCUUGGAAGUGAACAUGAAGAUGACGUGACAGUGGCGAUAUGCCCCGGCAUAGGCAACACGUCGGAGAGCGUCUACAUACGCACCUACGUGCACUACUCACAACGACACGGCUACAGAUGCGCAGUUCUCAACCACAUUGGCGCCCUUAACAGUGUACCCGUCACCAGCAAUAGAAUAUUCUCCUAUGGUCACACAGAUGACUUUAGCUACAUGGUAGAGAAUUUAAUGGAGAGAUAUCCUAAUACGAAGUUGAUUCUAGUCGGAUUUAGCCUCGGCGGCAAUUUGAUUACGAAAUAUUUAGGCGAGGAGAGGAAAAGACCCAAGAACAUUAUUGGUGGCAUUUCGAUAUGCCAGGGAUACAAUGCCAUUGAUACAAUGGUUUAUCUUUUACAAUGGCAGAAUUUCCGUCGUUUCUACUUGUACAUAAUGACUGACAAUUAUCGCAAUAUUAUAACUAGACAUAAACGGAUGCUCUUGAAUCCAGAAAUGAAGAAUAGAUACUCUUUAGAUGAGAAAAUGAUAGUUUCUGCUGGUACCUUGCCAGAUUUGGAUGAAGCCUAUUCUAGAAGAGUUCACGGAUUCGAAUCAGUAGCAGAAUUAUAUAAAUGGAGUUCGUCGGCUUUCUAUCUCAAGAACAUAAAGACACCAAUGAUAUUUAUUAACGCUCGAGAUGAUCCUAUUGUGCCCGAACCCUUGCUUCCUAUUAUAAGAGAAUUUGUCAGCUCGCACGACAACGUGAUGUUUUUAGAGCUUUCACACGGCGGUCACCUCGGCUUCUACGAAGGUGGUCUGGUGUACGCCAACCCCGUGACGUGGCUCGACCGUGCGCUCGCCGCCCUCGUGGGCGGGCUUCUCAUGGCGCACCACAAGUGCGCGCCCAAACCAGCCACGGACGCUGCUUCCGAUCUCGGGCUACCCGACGAUGAACCUGAUCUCAUCAAAUCUGCGACUAUCAUCUACAGAGAUCCACUCGAUAAAGUUCCACAAAAGGCAUCAAGUUAAGAUAUUUUUAUAUAGAGGGUUUUUCUAGCAGUUUUGUAGUAUCGCGUGGGAAACAACGGCGGUAGAGCGGGUGAGCUCAUCGAAUACGCAACGUGUUAACUCGUUAAAGGCGAGGUAAAAUUCCAUUAAAGUAUUCUCAUGUUCAACUUUAGCGUAAUUUUAUCAGAAAAAAUAUCACCGUAGAACGGUUGUCAUACAAAAUAUAAUUUCAAGUAGUUUUAUUUUAGUUAUGUAAUUGUCUUUGUCUAAUUGUAUCUGCUUGCUACACACAGUAGAUACAUGAUAAUCCAUUUAAACGAUUGUGUUGUAUUGUUUGACAUUAAGCUUGUGUGUUUGGGUGUUUAUUUUAUUGUUGAAGUAGUUUCAUUUUUCAUAUUAGGAGAGCAAAUAAAUUAGGGGCGGAAUUGGAUGGUUCAUUAUUUUAUAAUUUUCAUUUCUGAUUGUAGAUCAAUGAAGAACCAUACAUGAAGUAGGUAUCAGAAUGUUUUAAUUCUUAUUUUAAGGGCAAAGCACACACAAUACUUUUAGCAUUGUCCACUUAAUUGCUUUUCAGUUUAGUUUCGCACAUAUUUUGAUCAUUAGGAUCGAAAGCUACAAAACGUCUGCGUUUUACGCCGCAUCUAUUCAGACGUUAUACCCUAUCCAUGGAAAUGGUAUAGCGAUCUCUCUGUUACGUAAUCCUAUACAAAUGAUAGAGCCAAAAAUCCCAGUGGGCGCUAACCAUUUUGAUCACCAAUCACAAACGGAACUGGGUAUGUUUUUUAAUUGAAUUUUGGAUGGUUUUUGAAAAGAAUUUCGAAUAUUUUUCAUAAUAUGUUUGAGUUCAUUCAUAAUUCAUCGUCGUCUGCUUAUUGAACCGUCUGAUGUGAGCCCUAAGAUGAUCAUUCCUUUUCGAAUGACUGAAGUUGCGUACGUUCCGUACGAAUUUGAAUGUGCCUAGUAAAUGAAACGAUACAAUAUUUUAAAAAUGACUAAUAUUUAGAAAAUAGUUUUUAGAUUAAUGAGCACAAAAAGUAGGAAGUUGGUAUGUUAUUUCAUUCUGCACGUUCCUAUGUUUUUAUUUAUAUUGGAAUAAAUUAAAUAUUUAUAAAAAUAGACAAUGGUUUGUUGAGAUUUAGGUUGUGUACCAAACAUGUUAAAAAGGUGCACAACACAAUAGUGUGCCUGCACCUUUAAAUUUUCUUGAAGAAGAAGAAUUCCAGAAUGUGAUACAGUUAAUUUUUACGUUUUGUUUAUUGAUAAUGAUUUAUGAUUGAUAUGAUUUAUUUCAAAACCUAAGUUCAUUUCUUAGUUAAAAAAAAAUUGUUCAAUUAAUUUGAUGAAUCAACUUUGUGUAAGUGUGUGUUUUUACAGGUUUGUUCUCACACAGACACAAAUUAUUCAAUGUUUCAAUUGUUAUGAGUAAUAUAAUGAUGAGUAGCAUUAUGAUGUAUAUAAACAAAUUGUUUUCAUGCAUUUUCUUUUGCAUUAUGUAUUUGCAUUGCCACCUGCAUUUAUUUAUUUAUUUUAUAUUAGAAAUUAUUUUGGUUUAUGUUGUAUUUAUUGAAUAUGUGAAAAAUAAGAAGUAAAUAUAAUAUUUAAUGAAACAUAUCAUAGCUGUGCUAUGGUUUGGCGAAGAGUACACAUAGAUUUCUUUAAUCUUUUGUUUUUGUUGUAUUUAAGUAUGGAAAGAACUUUUGUGAGUUUAGUUUGAAAUUAUCUUCAAUGAUUUUAGACUUAUUUCGUGGUUCGUUUUUGUGACAGAAAAAUCAAAUAAGAAAUUGAAAAUGCAAUUACAAGAAAUAAAAAUAUAUAAAAAAAAUACCGUAAACCGCAUCGUGCAUUCAUUGUCCGCCAGUGCGAACAAAAUAUCCGAUCUAGUUUAUGAAAUUUUGUCGUUUUAGGAAGUUUUGUGGGUGAAGUUUUGUCUUGUCAUGACUCAUAAGAGCACAAUAAUAUUUUUGCGCCUUUUCAAUUCAGAUCGAAGAUUUUAUCUCGUGCGGAUUCGAUUCAGCUUUAAUGUGCCAUUAGCGGAAUGACGCGAGCCGAAUUACAAAAACUCGCGCGGAAUUUUAUCCGGAUGUGUCGUAUAGAAAGAAAUGUUAGAUAAACGAAAAAAACUUUCGCGCGCGAUUUUCGGCUAGGAUGUUAGCCUUACAUUGUACCGAAUUUGCCCUCUGCCUCGCGUCAUAUUAGAUAUUAAAAUUGACUGUGUACAGUUGCAUAUUGUUCUUUAUUUAACUAUGUUUACUACGCAAUGUUCAACUUUUUCGUUUUUCGCUGUUUUAAGCUUAUGCUUAUGUUAUUUAUCAAUUUGAAGCAUGUUUGUACGAGGUACAAAAGCGUUACAAAACGAUUAUAUUGAACUUAGUACAAAACGCAAAUGAUGUAUUCAAUCAAUAGACGAGAACCAUAAAUGAUUGAUGACAUACAAAUGAAUUUUACAGCUAAAUCUACUAUCAUAACUGAAUAAAAAUAAGAUGUUCAUUGAAAAAGAGUCGAAAAUUGCACGUACAAAUUACACCGCCUUUAGUUUUUUUGAGGAAUAUACACAGAUAAUAAUGAUCGUCUUAAAAUAAAACGAAUUAAGCCAAAAACAUAUUUAUAACACGUGAUGCUACAGGAGGGAUAGCACGAUGUUGUGAAUUGUGAUUAUCACAUUCCCAUAAUCGUAAGUGUAGUAAUCAACUGAAUUUAUCGCAUUCUUGGUGCAGUCAAAUAUGAUUUUCAAAGCCUAACACCACGUCGCUUUGUCGCGUCAUCUGUUUUAAGUAUGUUUCUAGUCUUAUUAUUUAUGAUUGUAAGUUUUAUGUUUAAAAUCUACUGUAUGUCGUGUAUAAUUUGGAGUAACAAUAAAUUGAGGGUUCUUUAGUAUCGGAAUCUGUGCAGCUGUUUUGUUUGAAAUAGUUUUCUACUUACUCAGAGUACUUACUGAAUAUGACCAAUGAAAGUUCUGAUCUCAUGCGUGUAUGUGAGUUGGAAAAUGGGCGGGACCAUCCAAUAAGACAGAUAAUCACUGAAAUUGACGUAAUUUACAAGUACGCUGGAAAUGUUGUGCCAUACUAAAUAACAGUUAUUUUUUAUACCGAUCCAUAAUGCACCUGAGCGUACCAGGAGUUAAAAUUGACACUUUGUAUCAGAAUAUGGUCGGUUGUUAGACGUCUCAACAUUAACAUUUUAGUUUCAAGUACCAUGGGCUGCUUUACUUAUCGGCUCUACUCGAAAACACACUGCCUAUACAAGUCAUGAUUCUGUAUAUGCCAUGUAUACGCACCAUGUAGUUUUAAAUAGCAAGCGUCAUAAUGUGAAGAAUUACAGUGCAGCAAAACAAAUAGUCCAAUCUAAAGUUGCAACAUCGCGGUUUACGUGAGUCAUAGACUAAGGAUUAAAUACACAAGCCCAUCAGAGAUCUGUUUUUGUAUAGUACAAUGCGCAGUAACACCUCUUGUUCAGAUUGGAUUAAUUAGUCGUGUUCGUUUGCUUUUCUUGUGCGCAUAUGCGUGAUUCGUGCAUGCGCAGUUGUUUAAACUUGAAUCCAAAUCACUUGUCAGAAAUAAGGACUCUCGCGCAAAACUAAUUUUAAUAAUUGCGUAUAUGCAAAUCGUGUACAAAAAAAAGCAAAACGAACACGACUAUUGUUUUGCGCGCGCUUUAAUAUUUUAUACUUGUACGUCUAGCACCUAUCUUUGACAGCGACAAUGUGACUGAUAAUAAUAAACGACAAUCUAAUCGGACUAUCUUGCACUCUUUUACUAUUACAGUUUUAUCUAGCCCAAAAAACAAGAAUAUGAUCGCACUGUGAUAGUCUCAAGGUUGGUGCUAGGGGGCCUGUGAUCUGGGAUGGGAUGGUCCCUGAUAGUUGUAUUAGAAAAGUCCGGUCCAAUUGAGAUAUAUAUAUAAUUAUGUAAUAUUAAUUAAUAAUAUAAGUGUCUAGAACGCCACAAGCGGAUAUUUGAUACUAAAAAUUAUCCGGUAACACGUAUUUUUAAUGUGAAUCUCAUGGACAUUAAGUUGUAUUAAAAAUUGAAUCCUAUGCAUUUGCGUUAAGGUACAAAUUUUAAAAGCUAAUAGACUGGCUUAGUAAUUUUUAUUAUCAAACAACCGCUUGUGGCCGUCUAGACACUUCCUAUAGUAAUUGUUGUUAUGCAAUAUGAACUAUUGCAAAUUAUAUUUUAAAGGGCAUUUAUUAUAAUGAAUUAAUGAUUGUGUUCAUUUAUAUGAAAAACUCUGUAUUGCGCCUUUUAAAUAGCUGGGAUGUACAGCUACAGUUAAGAUCAUGCUAUUGAUAUAUAAGUAUGUGUGAAAAUAAAAAUAAGUAAUUUUUUUAAAUCAAAUGAGAUGAAAUAGAUUUGUUUGAGGUAACAAGUUACAACCUUUGUUGAUUAAUAGCCGAAAUAUCUUUAAUAUAUCGAUAAGUUACUUAGCAACUUUGUUAUUUGUCAAAAAAUACCAUACCAUUUUUAAUAAAACUGCCAUGUAAGUAAUCGACAGAUUACAGAUAGGAUUGAUUAUUAUUUAUUAACUUUGGCUGUAAGAUAACGUUCUAUUUUGCUUAGCCAUCUAAAAACAGACUGUACUUUGAAUUGAGAUUGUCUUUUUAUCUGGAUUGAAAAAAUAUAGUGAUUUAUGUAAAAACCUGUGGUCUCUGGAUCAUACCAGAAAAAUGUGUAGUGUACCUAAUCUGACAUGUGUUGUAGUCUGAGGCUACUAGCAAUAGAUAGAUAAUGUUGGAAAUUAUUAUUUGAAUGUGCUAAUUUUUCUAACAAUGUAUAUUGCCUAAUAAAUGUGAUCGAAAUAAUA
Maniola jurtina (meadow brown) is the source of this 6254-nucleotide messenger RNA. It is a transcript of the gene Hydr2, whose product is annotated as abhydrolase domain-containing protein 2. Gene Ontology annotation, molecular function: monoacylglycerol lipase activity; acetylesterase activity. Gene Ontology annotation, cellular component: sperm flagellum; sperm plasma membrane. The transcript has 7 exons. Bases 165 to 1475 code for a protein of 436 amino acids. The record is from RefSeq and is a predicted model, not a curated record. Gene Ontology annotation, biological process: medium-chain fatty acid catabolic process; acylglycerol catabolic process; medium-chain fatty acid biosynthetic process. Lineage: Eukaryota; Metazoa; Arthropoda; Insecta; Lepidoptera; Nymphalidae.